Messenger RNA from Juglans regia (Persian walnut), 1176 nucleotides. Its product is annotated as WD repeat domain-containing protein 83. The transcript is spliced from 8 exons. Bases 82 to 984 code for a protein of 300 amino acids. Gene Ontology annotation, molecular function: protein binding. Gene Ontology annotation, cellular component: catalytic step 2 spliceosome. The record is from RefSeq and is a predicted model, not a curated record. Gene Ontology annotation, biological process: mRNA splicing, via spliceosome. NCBI's taxonomy places the organism in Eukaryota, Viridiplantae, Streptophyta, Magnoliopsida, Fagales, Juglandaceae.
UGGGCUCCGAAGUCCAAAUAGCCUCAACGAUAUGGUAUAGGAUUCCCCACGGCGCACGAUAGCAAAGUCAGAAAGGGAAGAAUGAGCGCGAUUGAUGUUCUGCCAAGGAAGGAAGCAAACGUGCUGAGGGGGCACGAGGGUGCAGUUUUAGCGGCCAGGUUCAACAGCGACGGCAACUACUGCCUCAGUUGCGGCAAAGAUCGCACCAUUCGCCUCUGGAACCCCCACCGUGGGAUCCACAUCAAGACCUACAAAUCCCACGGUCGUGAAGUCCGCGACGUCCAUGUCACCCCGGACAACUCGAAGCUUUGUUCUUGUGGUGGUGACCGACAAAUCUUUUAUUGGGAUGUAUCAACAGGUCGUGUAAUUCGAAAAUUCCGUGGCCAUGAUGGAGAGGUCAAUGCUGUAAAGUUCAAUGAGUAUUCUUCUGUCGUAGUCUCAGCAGGGUAUGAUCGAUCAUUGCGUGCUUGGGACUGUAGAUCGCACAGCAACGAGCCAAUUCAGAUUAUUGACACAUUUUUAGACAGCGUAAUGUCUGUUUGUUUAACAAAAACUGAAAUUAUUGGAGGAAGUGUUGAUGGGACUGUUCGAACAUUUGAUAUGCGCAUUGGUAGAGAAUUAUCAGACAACUUGGGUCAACCAGUCAACUGUAUCGCAAUGUCAAAUGAUGGUAACUGCAUAUUAGCCAGUUGCUUAGAUUCUACUUUCCGUCUUCUGGACAGAUCUACUGGUGAACUCUUGCAAGAAUAUAAAGGCCAUACUUGUAAGUCCUACAAACUGGAUUGCUGCCUUACCAACACUGAUGCCCAUAUAACUGGUGGAUCUGAGGAUGGCUUCAUUUAUUUCUGGGAUCUGGUGGAUGCAUCAGUGGUUUCAAGUUUCCAAGCACAUUCGUCAGUGGUGACAAGUGUGAGUUACCAUCCAAAGGACAACUGCAUGAUAACCGCCUCUGUUGAUGGCACCAUUCGUGUUUGGAAGACAUGAGAACGGAAGCGAUUAAACUCCCUCCGUCCUCGGCUUGCGCCAGCCAUUUGAGUUUGACAACUUUCACCUGCAAAUUAGUUUUCCAGAAAAAAGUAUCCAUAUCAGAAUGAUUUGUUGAAGUUCCAUUACAGGCUCCCAACAUUCCGAAAUCCCCUGGCUACAAGUCAUCAAUUAUUGAUAAAUUUUAGUUCU